UUUCAAUUCUUUUUAUAUAACGCGUUUGUUUAAUGUACUCGUUAAAAAUGUAUUGGUUUAUAAUUCUCGUAUUAAUUCGCGAAUACGAAAUAAUCUCCGCAAUGCCGCAAGGAUAUUACAGCAACCCGUGCCCCAUUAUGAGCACAAUACCGAUGUCCUGUGCUACCCCCUACAACUUCAACCCUAACCCAGCUAAUCUUAAUGUUGUUGUACCAAGCUGUGAUGAAAGAUUAUCCAUUUAUAAUAGAACACCAGGAAGAAAACUUACAAACCUACUCGGUAAUGUACUUAGCUUACCUGGAGUGGCGGUAGAUACACUGCUCACGGAAAUAUAAAUGCAUCUCUAUGUACACGCCUUAUGCGUCUUGCAAUGUCACAUAAAUAUUAUUUGUAAACUAA
Messenger RNA from Nymphalis io (European peacock), 399 nucleotides. RefSeq lists its product as uncharacterized. NCBI's taxonomy places the organism in Eukaryota, Metazoa, Arthropoda, Insecta, Lepidoptera, Nymphalidae. The record is from RefSeq and is a predicted model, not a curated record. The coding region runs from base 33 to 335 and encodes 100 amino acids. The transcript has 3 exons.